GGGUAUCCACACACCAUUCCGGCAUCAUUGUCCAGAAGAGUUUGAAAAUUGAAGGUUUAAACUCCAGGCCCUUCGUGUCAUGCGCCGAUGGCUUUCAUGUCGUCAAGUCUAAUAGUCAGCCGUUGAGGAUCUUUUUGUCUGGUAUUGUCUUCAGGCAAACGCCGCUAACCUUCCAAGACGGGGAUAAUCUAACGAUUUCAAAUUGUUCUUUCAAAGAACAAAGCUUCACUGCGAUAAGCGUUUAUGCAAUAAGUAAUUGUGUUAUUCGUAUAAACAUAGAUGGCUUUUCAUAUUUCGAGAACAACACUUCUUGUUUGGAUGUCAUUUGGCGAAACCCUGAUCUGGUGGAUGAUCAAACUAUAUUCGUAAAUAUGAAACAUGUUAUGUUUUCGGGAAACGGACUCCAAAAACAACUUGCGGGGGGUUUAGUUACCAUCCGAUCAGAACUCAAGCAUCCACCUCAUUUGCACGUCCAACUCUCUUGUAUGCACGUCACAGCGACAAACAACUAUGGGUAUUUCGUAAAUCUUAACCUCUCAGAAGCUAUGACGAGUGAAAUGUAUACCGAUAUCGUGCUAAUCAACAAUACCGUCCCUGAACCAAGUUCUGAUGGGAAAAAGUACGGCACGGUAAACAGCUUAGUUAGUUCUCUAACUAAGACAACACAUGCGACCUUCCGUAACGUAAAGUGUUCCCAAAGCCGUUUUUUGCGAUGUAUCAAAAUUCAGUCUGAUGAGUCGCAAGUGGAAAUUCAAAAUUCGACGUUCGUAGAACUACAAAUUCCAAACAAGCGCGGGGGAGCGAUUUUCUUUAACUCAAGAGUAAAUGGUUCCCUAAUUCUUUACAACAGCACGUUUCACCGGAAUACAGCUAAAGGCGGCGGGGCUCUGUUUGCACACAGUCAAGAUGGAACCCUCCAGUUAGAAAUCACCAAUUGUAGCUUUACGGAAUGUGCUGCAGAAACUUUUGGAUGUGCAAUACUUGUUGGAGAUCAAACAAACAGAGCAGGCUGUUUUAACCUGAUUGCGAACUUUAGAAAUAUCAGAGUGCAUGAUUCUUAUGGCUACCAAAACAGAUGCGACAGUGUUAGCCUCAUGUUAAUUAAUGGAAAAGUGAUGAUUGAUGAUUCUUCUUUGAGAAACAACAGUAGGUCCACGGCUGGUACCCUGGCAGUUAUGAACACAGGUGGUAAUACUGAUUUAAUUAUUUCUGGAUGCACAUUUUCCCAUAACGCUGUUAAUGCGAAGGAAAUCACUGUUAUGGCGCAUAAAAGUGAAGCAGGCAACGUUACGAUUGCAAAUUGUGAUAUGAUUAGCCAAGAAACUGGCAAAAGUCGGGCGGUGUACAUAACUUCAAACUUUAGGACCAGACUGUUUGACGUUGUAGUAAGGUCGUACUUCUACGCGCUGUAUAUCAGUGGUUCGGAUUAUUAUAUACUUAACACCUCAUCCGAUGCUUAUCCCUUUUACUUGUCAAUUUUCAAUUGCACCUUCCAGGAUAAUGUCAGGGCCAUUAAUGCAAGUUCACCCGACCCUACUCAGGUGGAAUUAACAAUUGAGAAUACUAUUUUCAUCACCAAAGAGUCUACCUCGGACUCAUUUGGACUUCACUUCUUCAUACUACCUUUGAAAAAGAUCCACAACUCAAAAGUCAUGGUCGAAAUAGACAAUGUUACAUUUACCUCUUCGCCGUGCAACCUCUUGGCUUUUCUAUUUAAAGGCAACAAACACAUUCGCAUCAGAAAGUCUCAAUUUACUAACUGCUUUUGUACGAAUAUAUGGGUUUGGUAUAACCUAAGAACUGAUUACAGUGUGUACCAAUUUUCUACUGGAGCCAUUUCAGUUUUCUCAGUUUAUGAUAGCAUGUCAAGCCCAGGAUGUGUUAAAGAUAAGAACCACAACGAUACUCAUCCUACUUGGAGUUAUCUGACUCAUGUUGAAUUCGCAGAUACGUUAUUCGAGGGUAAUGGAGGGCUUGAUGCUGGUGGAGUACAUUUGUGCAAUGGUCACACAACCUUUAAAAGAUGUUUUUUCAAGAAUAACUUUGGAAUCGAACAAUCUGGUCAUGUUUAUCUAGACUAUGGAACUGGAAAAGCAGAUUUUAUCGACUGUAUAUUCAACUCGACAGCAAAAAAGGUGACAUCGAAUGUGACGACUUUUCGAAGGUCAGCCUUCGUGCUGUCGGACAGUAAUGGACUCAUUAGACUUCGAAACACAACCUUGUCCUCUUUCAAUCCAGAAAGUACUCUGUAUCCUGUGUUUUACAUCUCCAGCGGGAGUUACGUCUACAUGGAUGAUAAUUCAGCCAUACAAUGCCCUAUUGGCAGCAAGCUUCUGUUUGAUAAUGCCACGCACUUUGUUUACACUGAAUACAAUAAAAGCUUUUGCAGGAUAAAUGUUACGGUCCUGAAGUACUCUUGUCUGCGCUGCUCUCUAGAGUAUUACAGCAUAAUACGUGGAACUUCUCGUGGUUUAUUGUUAAACAACGCAGUAAAGUGUCUUCCAUGCCCGUUCGGGGCAAGUUGUGUCGAAAGAAAUAUAGUGGCCAAACCUAACUUUUGGGGUCAUCUAAAUAGAUCAUCAGUCCCACCAUCACUGACGUUCUUUGCCUGUCCAGAACAUUAUUGCCGAAAACCAGGCCCAAACACAAAUGGUUACAACAGUUGCUCAGAGAACAGAACAGGAAUUCUUUGUGGUGAAUGCAUUCCAGGAUACAGUGCAACUCUGUUCUCAACACAAUGUCGUAAGGAUGAAGAAUGUGACAACUAUUUGUUCUGGGUAUUGACUGUCUUGUUAACGAUGGUUCUUUCGUUAUAGCUGUUAAGAAAACCACCAACUUUAAGUUUUCUUCUCUAUAGGAUAAUUUGGUUUAGAAAGAAGGAAAGCAACCGGGAAGACAGCACGGUUCAUGAAGUUGACCACCACAGGGAUAACGCCUACAUAAAAAUAACUUUUUAUUUCUACCAAGCUGCUGAACUGUUGAUGGUCAAUUCAAAAGAAAACCUUCUGCAAAAGGUGCCAUGUAUCGCUGCAGUUAUCGCCGCGUUUAACUUUAAGCUACGUACCCUUAAUGAAGGGCUCGGUUGUCCUUUCCCUGGGCUAACAUCGGUGACAAAGCAAUUGGCUCUUUCUGGCACUGUUCUCUUGACAAUGGCUGACAUCGCACUCAUUUAUUUCUUCCACUGUGUUAUCAACAUGAUAAGGUGCAACAAGAGGCCAUUCAUCUUCCAUUACAUGGCCGUCAUCAUGGAAGUGUUGCUGUUAGGUUACGAAAGGCUGGCAGAAACGUGCCUCAAAUUGAUAACCUGUGUCUCAAUCGGAUCUGAAAGACGGCUUUUUAUUGAUGGAAAUGUGACGUGCAUGCAAUGGUGGCAGUAUCUUGUUCUAGCCUAUAUUGCAGUGUUUAUUGUCCCUUUCAUUGUCGUUGUUUACCUCGGAUCAUCCAAGCUGCACAAGGCUUCAAUAACUGCACCUGAAUUUCUUGCUGCAUGCGUGCUUCCAUUGCCGUUUCUUUUCUACUGGUUUCUUAAGAAAAUGAAGAAGCGACCAGGGAAUAUAUCUGUUGGAGUACAAGCUGGUGACAAAGAUGUCUUGGAAGUUCUUCACGGUCCUUUCCGUCCACCUAAGAACGACGAUAAAGGGACACUCUACUGGGAGAGCGUACUGAUUGGCCGAAGAUUCAUUCUCCUUGCUUGUCAUUCGUUUAUAACAAGCCCGAUGCUGCGAAUGAUCGCCAUGGCUACAGUUUGCUCUCUGAUAGCACUCCACCACGUAUCCAAGAAUCCUUUUCGAGAACGAAUGGCCAACAGGGCUGAGACAAUUUCCCUUUCUGCUUUGUUGAUAAUAUCCAUAAUAAAUCUUAGCGAAGCAACCCUGAUAUCAUUUGGUAUCACGAUCACAGGGCCUUACGGACGUUUUCUUGAUGUUAUGGAAUGGUUUGAAGUUGGUGCAUUGGCAGUUGUACCGAUAUCAGUGUCUGUUCUUGUCAUGGGUGCCAUUGUUUCCCAAUUCGUCCGGGCUUUGUUAUUUCUUUUUGGGCAAGCUGGCAGGCUUUGUUGUCGGUAUGACAGCGCUCUUUUUUCCAGGAACGAACAGAGAAUAUCACUAUUGAGUACUGCUGAGUGAGAACUUGAAAGGCCUAUUUUGUUUGAUAAUUUUCAUCACACACUUUUGGAGAAAUGAUUGUUAAGGAUACAAGUUUUAAGGUAAUUUCUUUCCAACUUUUAUGGCAAUAUUAUUUUUUCCUAUACAAGCACUGAAACGUAGAAUUUGAAGGAUCAAAGAAACUCUUUACAGACGUGAGACAUCACAUUUAGUGUAAAAGAAAGAUUGGGUCUUAGCGAAGAAACAUGUGCCUUUAGCUUAAAAAUAUUAGCAGAGAAUAAUGCUUUCAAAUAGGCUGCUGAUGCAGAUGUAAAUGUGUCCGGUUUUGGAGUUCUACUGAAACUUUUAGUUUAGUUCGAACAUAAAGAAACACUUUAUUAUUAUUAUAGCUAUAAUGUAAGUGAAGCAGUACGAUUGU
Molecule: messenger RNA, 4521 nt
Organism: Stylophora pistillata
Lineage: Eukaryota; Metazoa; Cnidaria; Anthozoa; Scleractinia; Pocilloporidae
Source: RefSeq, a predicted model, not a curated record